AUGUCCGAGUGGGAAGAAUACAGAGCAUUGAACCAUGUCGAAAUCUCUCAAUUACGCAAAACAUAUCCAGAAAUCAAACAGGAGGAAUCUAACCGUUCAUUCGUCUACAUCAAAAUAUUCACGGGGAAAGUGGUCAUCGAGCUCGAUGAGAACAUCGUAAUACCCAGGUCCGAAUUCGGUAAAGGCAUGGGUCGAAAACGAUUGAGGCGGUUCCUUGCCAGGCUAAAGGCUGACCCCAAGGCCAAAAAGACGAGACGGCGAACGAGAACUCUCGAAGGGUCACACCUACGAAAUGCAAUGACACAAAUUAGCGUACAUCAGUGCUGUGACAAAUGUAAGAUACAGGAACGGAACAGACUUGAUCACUCUUUAAUCUUGCUACGCAGAUCACAAUGCAGACCACAUUACAACACGGCGUGCUGGACGUACUCCAAGUAG
This is a messenger RNA of Colletotrichum abscissum, 438 nucleotides long. RefSeq lists its product as uncharacterized. The coding region runs from base 1 to 438 and encodes 145 amino acids. The record is from RefSeq and is a predicted model, not a curated record. NCBI's taxonomy places the organism in Eukaryota, Fungi, Ascomycota, Sordariomycetes, Glomerellales, Glomerellaceae. The transcript has a single exon.